This is a messenger RNA of Odobenus rosmarus divergens (Pacific walrus), 837 nucleotides long. RefSeq lists its product as uncharacterized. The record is from RefSeq and is a predicted model, not a curated record. The transcript is spliced from 4 exons. Bases 7 to 837 code for a protein of 276 amino acids. Gene Ontology annotation, molecular function: antigen binding; immunoglobulin receptor binding. Gene Ontology annotation, cellular component: immunoglobulin complex, circulating; blood microparticle; external side of plasma membrane. Gene Ontology annotation, biological process: innate immune response; defense response to bacterium; B cell receptor signaling pathway. NCBI's taxonomy places the organism in Eukaryota, Metazoa, Chordata, Mammalia, Carnivora, Odobenidae.
CUCACCAUGGAGUUUGCACUUGGCUGGGUUUUCCUUGUUACUCUUUUAAAAGGUGUCCAGUCUGAGGUGCAGCUGGUGGAGUCUGGGGGAGACCUGGUGAAGCCUGGAGGGCCCCUGAGACUCUCUUGUGCAGCCUCUGGAUUCACCUUCAGCAGCUACUACAUGCACUGGGUCCGCCAGGCUCCAGGGAAGGGGCUACAGUGGGUCGCAGCUAUUAGCAGUGGUGGUAGCACAUAUUACACAGACUCUGUGAAGGGCCGAUUCACCAUCUCCAAAGACAACGGCAAGAACACACUGUAUCUGCAGAUGAACAGCCUGAGAGCCGAGGACACGGCCGUGUAUUACUGUGCCAGUGACACAGUGAGGGGACUUCAGUGUGAGCCCAGACACAAACCUCACUGCUGGGUUUUCCUUGUUGCUCUUUUAAAAGGUGUCCAGUGUGAGGUGCAGCUGGUGGAGUCUGGGGGAGACCUGGUGAAGCCUGGGGGGUCCCUGAGACUCUCCUGUGCAGCCUCUGGAUUCACCUUCAGUAGCUAUUGCAUGAGCUGGGUCCGCCAGGCUCCAGGGAAGGGGCUGCAGUGGGUCGCAGGUAUUAGCAGUAGUGGAAGUAGCACAUACUACGCAGACUCUGUGAAGGGCCGAUUCACCAUCUCCAAAGACAACGGCAAGAACACGCUGUAUCUGCAGAUGAACAGCCUAGGAGCCGAGGACACGGCCGUGUAUUACUGUGCCAGUGACACUGUGAGGGGAACUCAGUGUGAGCCCAGACACAAACCUCCCUGUAGAAGGGGAUCUGGACCACCAGGGGGUGCACACUACUCACCAUUUUGUCUUUAA